AGCGGUACAUGCAAAUCAGCAUCGCACCAGCUCUUCAAGGAUAGAGCAAAGAACCGCGUGGAUGAUCUACAGGGCAUGUUCAGUGAUCUCCAAUCAGCCAGGAAGGAGAGCCGCACGAUCGAUGUGGCUGUGCUUGAGGAGCAAGUUCAUCAGAUGCUCCGCGAAUGGAAGGCUGAGCUCAAUGAGCCCUCCCCAGCUUCUUCAUUGCAGCAGGGAGGGAGCCUGGGCUUUUCAUCCGAGAUUUGUAGGCUACUGCAGCUCUGUGAGGAGGAAGAUGAUGCAACUAGUGCAUUAGCUGCGCCAAAGCCAGAUCCUGACGCGCAAAAGGUUAUGGAUGGAUCUAUCUCUCAAGAGGGUUUUAAUGUAUCCAACGUUCCGCAAGAACAAGGCUUCCAGUUGGUUGAUCAGUGCAAAAGCGUUGGUAUGGGAGUUAACAAUAUGGGAAUGCCUAAUAUGAAUUUGGCAACACAAUUAGAUUAUCAUUCAUUUGAUUUUCAUCAAGAGUUUGAUCAGCAGUAUUUCUCUGGGUUUGAUGGUACUGGUUAUGUUGGGGAGGAUGGUAUAACACAGAUUUCUGGCUAUCAACAGAAUAUCUGCCCUCCACCUUCUGCGUUUUUAGGGCCAAAAUGUGCCCUCUGGGAUUGCCCCAGACCAGCACUAGGGUUAGACUGGUGCCAAAAAUCUGAUGACUAUUGCAGUAUUUAUCAUGCUGGGCUUGCACCCAGUGAAGGCUAUCCUGGUAGGCCUCCAGUUGUACGACCUGGAGGCAUAGGCUUAAAGGAUAAUUUACUUUUUGCUGCUCUUGGCGCAAAGGCGCAAGGGAAAGAUGUUGGUAUUCCUGAGUGCGAGGGUGCUGCUACUGCAAAAUCUCCUUGGAAUGCACCUGAGCUCUUUGAUCUUGCUGUAUUGGAAGGUGAAACAAUAAGGGAGUGGCUAUUUUUUGACAAGCCUCGUAGAGCUUUUGAGAGUGGAAACAGGAAGCAGCGUUCCCUUCCAGAUUACAAUGGAAGGGGCUGGCAUGAGUCAAGGAAACAGGUGAUGAAUGAAUUUGGAGGUUUGAAGAGAUCCUACUACAUGGACCCUCAGCCAAUGGAAAAUUUUGAAUGGCACCUUUACGAAUAUGAAAUCAACAAAUAUGAUGCCUGUGCAUUAUAUAGGCUGGAAGUCAAGCGUGUUGAUGGGAAGAAAACUCCCAAAGGGAAAGUAGGCAAUGAUUCUGUAGCUGAUCUGCAAAAGCAAAUGGGUAGGCUGACUGCUGAGUUCCCAAACGAGAAGCAGCGCACUAUUAGAGGAAGGGGAAAAACCAAUUUGAAGGACGGAACUGGAAACAUUUAUUCUGCUUCUAAUGCAUUGGGGAGUCCAGCUGAAGGGUUCGAUUAUGCAAGAGGUGCACCAUAUGAUUAUCUUGUGGAUGAUAUCAGUGCAUACUACUUAACGUGACCUAGUGACUUGGCAUGAAUCUGGAAAUAAAUGACGCUUUGUCUUUGUGGCAUAUAUCAUUCCGUCAUCCAUUUCACUCGGCCUCCAGGCAAGUAGUGAAGUUUUAAAGUUUUUAUUUACUUCCUGUCAUGGCUGAUCCGGGAUCUCAUAUCCUAGAUACGAUUGGUAUGGUUGUCAAUAGGUCCAGUCCAGCUAAGUACAGUGCAUAGCUGAUUAAUACCAGAUUGGAGCAUAUUUAACUGCUAGACAGCGGUGAAAAAUGCUGAAAUUGGGUGUUCUGACUUGGUUCAACUCAUUAACCUUUUCGAUAUUGUGAAUAGUAGUACAUGUGAAAUGCACUUCUGGUGCAACUUGUUGGGAGAAAUUGUUCAAGCCUGACAUGUAAUUAUCUCACCGAUUUUGUAGAAUGCAUGUUCUACAUAUCCUCUAGGUGUGGCCUGUUAAGAUGUUUUGCAAUGCAUUUCCCUUUGGGGUUGGGAUCUA
Molecule: messenger RNA, 1923 nt
Organism: Sesamum indicum (sesame)
Lineage: Eukaryota; Viridiplantae; Streptophyta; Magnoliopsida; Lamiales; Pedaliaceae
Gene: VOZ1
Product: vascular plant one zinc finger protein
Biological process (GO): positive regulation of DNA-templated transcription; positive regulation of long-day photoperiodism, flowering
Cellular component (GO): nucleus
Molecular function (GO): sequence-specific DNA binding
Source: RefSeq, a predicted model, not a curated record